This is a messenger RNA of Apis mellifera (honey bee), 2560 nucleotides long. RefSeq lists its product as uncharacterized. The transcript is spliced from 6 exons. Bases 389 to 1594 code for a protein of 401 amino acids. NCBI's taxonomy places the organism in Eukaryota, Metazoa, Arthropoda, Insecta, Hymenoptera, Apidae. The record is from RefSeq and is a predicted model, not a curated record.
ACGUUUCGAUCGCAAACACCGAUUUCCUCGUAGCUAAUAACGCGUAACGCUCGAGAAACUCGAGCGAAUAAUAUAAUUGUAUUAAAUAUAAUUACCGUAUAUUAGAGAAUGCACUUUUUUUUUUUAUUUUUUAUUUUUUUUAAUGGAAAAAUAUAAUUUCGUGUACCCUAUCGGUAAUUGCUAUCGAACAACAUUUUAACGAAUAGAUCCGCGGCGCGGAGGAGGAGGGGGAGUACUCUAAUCGGAGUAUAAAUAAUGUGUGGACGUCUGCAUAAAACGUGACACGUCGAUUCCGUGUGGCUCAUUCCGUAUCAGACGUCCGCGGUGGCAGUGUGAAGUUGAAAUUAUUCUUUCUUUUGUGUACAAGUAAUCUCUCGCAGGGAAAAAAAUGGUGGAUAAAUUGGAAUGGUUAAAUAACGAAUUCGUGCAAAGGGUCCUCCAGUACAAUGAGUACGACACCAGCAUCAAUGUAACGAAUAUAUCCGCGAAACCGGCGACCAGCAAAGGUGACAAUUAUGCCAGCGACAUGUACAGGGUGACCGUGAAAUACACGCAGAAGGAGGGCAAGACCAGGGUCAAUAAGGAGACGUCGAUUGUGUGCAAGUUCGAGCCGUUGGAGGAGGACGCUCGAAGGGAAGCGAUCAUGUCAAUGGGUAUCUUCGAGAACGAAAUCUUCAUGAUGUCGAAUUCGCUACGAAAGAUGCAACAAAUGUUGGGCACUCGGCUGGGAGCAAAUGUACUUUACUUUAGAAUGGAACGGCCGGUUUGUUUGAUAUUGGAAGACCUUGCUCGUCUAGGAUUUCGUAUGGCCGAUCGUUUCCGUGGUUUAGAUUUCGAUCAUUCCAAGCUAACUCUUCAAAGCUUAGGCAAAUUUCACGCGGCGUCGGUCGCACUGUGCGAGAAGGAACCCAAAUUAAAGACUGUAUAUCAGAAAGGGAUACUGUACGAAGGAAUGCCGACCGAAUUCAAAUUCUUCUUCAUCUCCGCAAUUAAAGCUCUUGGAGACGAUUUGGCAAAUUGGCCGCAAGACGUGAAAAGGUAUCAGGAUAAAGUUAAGAAAUUCGCCGAAGUUGUUUACGACCGUGGUAUAGCGGCAUUGCAACGAAACGACGACGAGUUCAACGUUAUUAAUCACGGUGAUUCCUGGACGAACAAUAUGAUGUAUCGAUACGACGAGAAUUCAAAGCCUGUCCAACACGUGUUCGUGGAUUACCAAAUGUCGAUCUACACUUCACCGGCGAUCGACCUGCUCUACUUUUUAAACGCGACCGUCCAAAACGAAGUGAACACCGAGAAUCUGAUCGAGGAAUACGUAAAUACGUUGACCAGCACGAUGAAGAGGCUAGGUUGCAAAACGGCGCCACCCACGGUAAAAGAUAUAAAAAGAUACAUGAGAGAAAGGAUAGCGUGGGGGAUGGUAGCCGCGGCUACCGUAUUGCCAUUCACCCUGAUGGAUAAAUCCCAGGUGGUGAGUAUCGACGAGCUGAUCAAGAAGAGAGACACGUUCGAUUAUCCCGGGACCAAGAAUCCCAUGUAUCGGAAGGUGAUGGCCGAGAGAUUAGCGAAAUUCGAAGAAGCAGGCGUGUUUGAUUAAUACGGAUUCAAGCUGUGUCGUCUUGUUUCAAACUGAUUGGAAAUAAUUAUUAAUCGUGCGCCAUGUGCAAUGAUCCUUUCUCGUAGACGAUAUAUUAUACGCUCUCGAAACGAUAUACCAAUCAUUGUAACCUACGAUAAUAAUCGAUAAGAUACGUUGAUAGACUUUUUACGAUCCAUCAUUUUAAAUCUACACUCGUUGAUUAUCGUUAUCUUCUUCUCUUUGUUAAUUAAAUUGCAUGAUAAUUGCACGUAUUUAUCACGGUAUUUCAUAUCGUUACGAUACUCUAGAAAUUACGUGCUAUACCCUUUACAUCUUCGUAUCGAACGAGAGCAACAAGAGAUGAAACAUGAAGAGAGAGAAAGAGAGAGGUUCAUUCAACCAACCGCGCACAAUAAUUUUGAAUGUAUUUAACAUUAGAAUUAUACGUAGCGUAAUUACCGAUUAAUCAAACGACUAAUUAAAGCAAAAUAAUUACGUUAACGAGGUUAUAGGUUAUUUCUUAUAAUUUAAUCGAAUUUCGAUAUAUACUUAGCUAGAAACUCACGAGACCAAAGUUCAAUUAUGUUUCGUAGGCGGUGUAGAGAGUAAAAGUCUUAGAUUUAAUAUCUACGCGUCAUUCCACGAAUAUUUUAUAUCUUUUUCGCCUACCAGACGUCCACCAAUCGAUGGUACAAAUUUAGCAAAUUAUUAUAUACAAUUAUAUAUACAUAUAUAUAUAUACAUUGUAUAUUAUAGAACCAUUUAUAAUUAACAAGGUAUUAACGUUCAAGAUCCAUGUGAUUGAUAACCAAUCUUCUUGUUACUUGUACAUACUAAUUUUCAACGUAAGAAAUAAAUUUAUUUCCUACGUUGACAAUUGUUCCCGCAAGUAUUGUAUUGUUAAGUAUGAAAAGAAACGAGGAAGAAAAAAGAAAAAGAAAAAAAAAAAAGAAUAACGAAUAAAACGGACGAACGAAACACAAA